Serpula lacrymans var. lacrymans S7.9 is the source of this 1302-nucleotide messenger RNA. RefSeq lists its product as uncharacterized. Lineage: Eukaryota; Fungi; Basidiomycota; Agaricomycetes; Boletales; Serpulaceae. The record is from RefSeq and is a predicted model, not a curated record. The transcript has 7 exons. The coding region runs from base 63 to 1199 and encodes 378 amino acids.
GGCUGCCGAACGGGCCCUAAGUUAGUAAAAGUCAUAUCUGCUGCACCUGUCAAGUACAUUCGAUGUUCGCUGUGCGCAGAUUCAGACCGAAGUCAUCCUCCUUCGCCAGAGGCAAUGCCACUCUCCAGCAACCUCCAUCAGAAAAGAAAGUCAAACCUUUAAAGACACGUCGUCCUAAAAUUUCGUCGGAGUAUCCUCGCACAUGGAACAGACCACUCGCGUUCGGGGUGUUGCCUGCUUUUGACGAAGCCCUCAAAGUCAUCAAGGAGGACUCGGUUCUACUGAAGAAAGAGGUGGAGUCGUUGAAAGAUGCACUUAAGCAGGUGGAGGAGGCUCCGGAGAAAGACGAAGAUUUGGUGAAGGUUAUGAAGGAAAAGUUGAGUAUUCUGGACGUUCAAAGCGAGGUUAACUUUCCUGAAGUGAGAUGGAAAUGCACAAAUGGCCUAGCUGAUAUGAGCAAAGCUGUCGACCGGCAUAUUGUAGAGAAGAAAUGGAGAAAAGAGGGAACUCUGGAUUUACUGAUGGAACGUAUCCAUCAAAUGAAUGUUGUUCCCGAUGUUCUUCCUUCCCUACAUCCUUCGUUCGAUCUCCGUGUCGUCUUUCCAGAAGCGCCGUCAACAAAUACUACGCCUAGUUCCAAGUCUGGCACCAAAUAUGCUCAAGUUGAGCCAGGCAUUUACCUCACUGCGGAGCAGACUCUGAGUGCCCCUACGCUGUAUGCGACUGUCUUUCAUACAGACGAACGGCUUUAUACUUUGAUGAUGGUUGACCCAGACGUACCUGACGUGUCAAACCAGACAUACCAGACAUACCUGCACUGGCUUCAGCCCAACGUCCGCUUGUCCGCCACGACUUCAUCUUUAGCUAACUUGGACCAGCAUACACCCUACGUUUCCCCUCAUCCCCAACGCGGUACACCAUAUCACCGUUAUGUUAUGCUCCUCCUCCCUCAGUCCUCAGAAAUUUCUGCACCCAAAUUGUCGAUGGACGAACGUCUCGGAUUUUCUGUGAGAGCUUUCAUGGAUAAGUACGGCUUGGAUGGCAGUGUCGGUGGAGGCGCGCAUAUGUGGAGAGAAGUAUGGAGUGAAGGUGUUUCUUCCGUCUAUCAGGGCACCCUGAAAUGCGAAGAGCCCAGGUUUGGUAGGCCUCCGAAAAGAGACCCGUAUGCGGAUAUCAGGCAGAAGAGACGAUAUGUGUAGUGAUAAUAUCUCUGAUCUUAAUCUGGUUUCAAAUAGACCGUCAUCCUAAAUAUCGCAUCAUUUUUUUCUGAGUUCUAAUCUACCUACUUAUUGAGUCCAGCUU